Molecule: messenger RNA, 1005 nt
Organism: Harpegnathos saltator (Jerdon's jumping ant)
Lineage: Eukaryota; Metazoa; Arthropoda; Insecta; Hymenoptera; Formicidae
Gene: Taf9
Product: TBP-associated factor 9
Exons: 3
Coding region: 139-876 (245 amino acids)
Biological process (GO): RNA polymerase II preinitiation complex assembly; DNA-templated transcription initiation
Cellular component (GO): SAGA complex; transcription factor TFIID complex
Molecular function (GO): protein heterodimerization activity; RNA polymerase II general transcription initiation factor activity; transcription coactivator activity
Source: RefSeq, a predicted model, not a curated record
GCGGCACCAGCGGCUGUUCAGAGCGCAAGAUGCAAACAACCGUUGCAGAUUAGAGCCGUAAAUAUAAUCUAGAAGAUAUUAUAUUUGUGUUAUAUGUGAUAAAUAUUCGCAACAGAAAGUUAUUUUGUUUUUUUUAACAUGGCAGAAAAAACGAAAACCAUGAGCCAUAUAAAACAUAUCCCUAAGGACGCUCAAGUCAUCAUGUCAAUCAUGAAAGAUAUGGGAAUAACGGAUUACGAGCCCAAAGUUAUUAAUCAGUUGUUGGAGUUUACCUAUCGAUAUGUCACAUGCAUAUUAGAUGACAGUAGGGUAUAUGCCAAUCAUGCAAAGAAAAAGUUCAUUGAUCUAGAUGAUGUCAGAUUAGCAGUGAAAAUGCAGCUGGAACGAACAUUCACUAAUCCGCCACCGAGAGAUGUACUACUAGAAGUUGCUCGUGCUAAAAACAGCAUCCCCUUGCCCUUUGUAAAGCCUAACAAUGGUCUUAGACUUCCUCCUGAUAGAUAUUGCUUAAACUCAACUAAUUAUAGGCUAAAAAAUGCCAUGAAGAAAGUUGGCCAGAAACCUGCACAUCCUUUAACAGGAAAUAAUCCAUCAAGUGGACAAUCAAGAACAAAAGUAGAAGGAAAUAAGGCUGGUUUGUCGAUUGUUAAGAGACCUGGCACCCUUGCUACUGUUGCUAGAACUCAAAGUAUAUCCAUACCAAAACCAGUCUUGAAAUUUUCCACAGCGACAACAACUACUACAGCAGUGAAAGCUCAGGUGACAAAACCAAAAAUACAGAUCUCUUCUGGACAGACAUUGGCACCUGUGAAGAUGGAAACAGAAGAUUCUUCAAUGAAAAGGAAACGCGAGGACGAAGAUUAUGACGUGUCAUAACUUCAAUUUUGAACAGUUUUCCAUUGAAUGUUUUCACUUUCCGUCAGUUUAACCAUCAAGAUAUGUAAGUUUGUGUGCAAUAAUAAGGUUCUGUUCUUUGUUUAAACAAAAUAAAGAGCAAAAUGUAUA